AUGGAUAGCCAGAAGCUUCCUGAUGUCAUUAAUCAAGAGUCUAGUAUUACUCCAUCCACCCUAAAAAAUUUCUUUUCUCGGAAGUAUCUGGAUACCCCUCUUUUCCAUAUCCGGGCUCUCUUUCGGAAUGAGAGGAUCGUCCUUCCCGAUCCUCCUCCCUCUGGUCUAAUUGACCCUCAGAGAGACCGCAGUUUGGUCUUCUUUGUCAAACAACGAGAGUAUGCUUCUCAAGUACCUAUGGACAAGAAUAAGCCUCCCAAGAAUUUUACUCUGUCUCGAGAGAGCAUGAAAGCCGCCCUGGACACUUUCCGAGCUGGGCGGUCCAUGUCUGAAGCUACUCAGGAGGUGGCCCAGGCCUCCGGAUCCCAACAGGCCUCUAUUGUGAGAACGGAGGCUGUGCCCAAGGAGAUUGAUAAGCCAGUUGAGGACUUGAGGCUUGCGAGGGCGGAUGCUACUCCAUCUUUUAGGGAUGCCCCUGAGGAGAGGUUCGAGGUCUUUCCAACAGAAAGGGGGCUCCCGAGGGUGAGAUGGAGGUCGUCCCGACUGGUGAGGGUGUCCAAGAAGCUGGUGCCGAGGUCGCACCUGUCAAUAAGGGAAUCCCUAAGGAGAGGGCUAAGUCCGGGUCAGUUGAUGCUAUUUCUCACCGGAAGAAGACCUCGGCUGCCAGCGAGGUUGUUGCUAAGGAGGCCGCUGACAAGCGAGCUCUUCCUUCUGAUGCUCCUACUUCGGCUCCUGCCCCCAAGAAGUCUCGGGCUUCUAAACAGCCAGGCCCAGCCUCCUCUUGAGAAAGAAAAAACUCCCGUGGUGCCCUUGCUUUCUUCCCCUGACAAUGAGAUUUUGAACGCAGAAGAUAUUACCCAUCAAUCUCCGGUGAGCGUUGUUGCAGAGGUACUACGGGAGCGUAUGUUUGGCGGGGUCACUGAGGCUUCGGACCCUCAUUUGCUUGCUGUCACUAGUCUUUUGGCCAGCUCUACUCGAGAGCAAGUAGCGUUUCGGUCCCAGACUCGAGGGGAGCUCGGGGACAUAAUCAGGGAAAUGCUCCUCAUGGUGAUGGGCCUCUUUAUGGAGGUUGACGCCCGUGACCAGUCUCUCCGGGAUACGGUGGACCGCCAGAUUGAGGAGGCGCGACACGAGGAGAACCUUAUCACGAUCAGUGAUGCCCGGGGCCAUCUUGCCGCGACCCAAGAGCAUCUGAAGAUCUUACAGGGGGAACUCUCUUAUACCCAAGAUGCUCUCAGGAGGGUUGAUGAGAGGGCAGCUACGACAGAGGUCCGUCGUGACGAAGUCUUAGAGCAGCUGUCCUCUUUGGAGGAAGCCCGACGGGAGAGGGAUGAGGCUGUGGGCCAAAGAGAUGAGGUCUGA
This is a messenger RNA of Manihot esculenta (cassava), 1362 nucleotides long. RefSeq lists its product as uncharacterized. Lineage: Eukaryota; Viridiplantae; Streptophyta; Magnoliopsida; Malpighiales; Euphorbiaceae. The record is from RefSeq and is a predicted model, not a curated record. The transcript is spliced from 4 exons. The coding region runs from base 1 to 1362 and encodes 453 amino acids.